AUUAAAUCUGUAGAUGAGUAUGCCCUUGCAAGAACCAGCAUGGGUGUUCUAAAGCUGGUGAAAUAUAUAAAAAAGUUGCGAGGUACAGUCAGCAAAAUCAUCCGUGCCAGUCAAACAGCCGAGGACCGGCGGAUCAAGGACCUAAAUGCACAACUAGAUUUCGAUUGUGAGAUCGAGCAAGUGCACCAAAAUACGAUUAAUGAUCUUCUUCAUCAAGCAUGGUUGGCAGAGGUGCGCAAGAGUGAGCGGGAAUGGCAGAAGAAGACGGACGUGCAACAGCAGGUGAUCAACUCUCGACAGCAACCAAACGAAGCCCUUGUCCAACCGUGCGCCACAGAUUCACAAUACCCAUGCCCCCAAGAUAAGACUAGUGGCCGGAUUGAGGAGAUGAACACGCCCGAGUCAACUCAUGCAGCUUGCUACCAUGCGACUGGAAACGCCUCAUGCAGACAAAGUCAGCUUCUUCGUUCAGAAGGCGAAGUAUCUGUCUAAUCUCAGCACACAGCCCUGUGGGGUGCAGGAGAC
Molecule: messenger RNA, 525 nt
Organism: Bipolaris sorokiniana ND90Pr
Lineage: Eukaryota; Fungi; Ascomycota; Dothideomycetes; Pleosporales; Pleosporaceae
Exons: 1
Coding region: 40-492 (150 amino acids)
Source: RefSeq, a predicted model, not a curated record